AUGUCCCGACCGGCCCAAAACAAGCAUCCAGCAGCGACUGCUAUCAAGGUGCCCACCUUACGACUGGCCCCAUCAAUCAAGCGAUCUACCACUUCAUACUCCAUGCUUCACCAUGACGAAUCCACACAGUCAGAAGCUGACCAAAAGACCUCUGCCAUGAACAAAGAACUACGAGACUACCACCACCAAGUCAAGGCGACCCUCACAAACAUCCUCAACGACGACCGAGUCAAGCACAACCCCAAUGGCAGCCGCUGUGUACAAAAAAUCCUCCUGGAGAACGAGCAGGAUAUGAGAAAACAACGAAAAGAAUCCCUCAGCACACUGAAUGCCAAUCGAACCAUGCGUUUAUGA
Messenger RNA from Penicillium soppii, 354 nucleotides. RefSeq lists its product as uncharacterized. The record is from RefSeq and is a predicted model, not a curated record. Bases 1 to 354 code for a protein of 117 amino acids. NCBI's taxonomy places the organism in Eukaryota, Fungi, Ascomycota, Eurotiomycetes, Eurotiales, Aspergillaceae. The transcript has a single exon.